Molecule: messenger RNA, 1227 nt
Organism: Syngnathus acus (greater pipefish)
Lineage: Eukaryota; Metazoa; Chordata; Actinopteri; Syngnathiformes; Syngnathidae
Product: galectin-8-like
Exons: 8
Coding region: 57-1028 (323 amino acids)
Molecular function (GO): carbohydrate binding
Source: RefSeq, a predicted model, not a curated record
AGCAGUGACGUAAACGGAAGUACAAAGUUCGGCCGUUGCGACUUGUAAGAAGGAAAAUGUCGCUUAAUGAAAGCAGACAAACGUUUGUCAAGCCGGCGAUCCCGUUCUCGUGGACCAUCCGAGGUGGACUCCUUCGUGGCGAGAUGAUCCUCAUCCAGGGAUCGCUGCCUUCUGACGCAGACAGGUUCCAGGUGGACCUGACGUGCGGCAGCAGCAUACAGCCGCGCGCCGACGUCAUCUUCCAUUUGAACCCGCGCGUGAACAAAGGUCAGGUGGUGUGUAACACGCUGGAGCGGGGUCACUGGGGCAGCGAGGAGAUCCUUCAGCGCAUGCCCUUUGCCAAGGGCGCCCGCUUUGAGCUGCUGUUGCUGGCCCUCGACGACUGCUUCAAGGUGGCGGUCAACGGUGCUCACCUGUUGGACUACAAAUAUCGACUGUCGCCGGAGCGGGUCAACACCCUGGCCGUCUCGGGAAAGGUCCACGUUGACGUGGCUGCCGUUCUACCGCAAUCUACGACGGCUUCAUCGUCCGCUGGCACCUCGCCGACCGACGGGGACGCCAAGCGCUCAGAAGUGUCCGAUGACAUCGCAAGUGCGCACAUGCUCGUCAUGUCAGCUGAUCCGCGCGGCGGGUUCCAAGGUGAGCUGGCUGGCGGUCUCCGUGUGGGCAGCAGCAUCGCCAUCCGAGGACACGCCAAUCAAGGGGCAGAGAGGUUUGCCGUCAACCUGUGCGUGGGCGAUGGAGACGACAGGGCGCUGCACCUCAACCCUCGCUUCAAAAAGAAGAUGAUCGUGCUCAACUCCUUCCUGUCCGGUUGCUGGGGCAAAGAGGAGCACCAAGCGGAUGUUUUCCCCUUUGGACCGGGACUCUACUUUGAGAUCAUCAUCCGGUGCGACGUGGACUCGUUCCGCGUGGCCGUCAACGGCGUCCACCAGCUGGACUACAAAUACCGAGUUCAGCGCCUGACAAGCAUAACGCGACUGCAAGUGACAGGCGACCUGUCGCUGAUGGACGCCCGGCUGAUGUGACGUCAUGACGGUGAGGUGGGCAAAGCACCACUUCCUGUCUGGAUGUCCGCUGGCUAACUGCACUUGCUAUUUGCACUUUAAUCAAAGACAAAAAUAUUUUUUUAACAACAAAUAAUCACUCGCCAUUGCUACCCUCUGCACAAUAUUUUAAAUGAUGUAAAAUGACAAAAAGUCCAACAUUAAAACGAUGCUUUGAUGA